GCUAACGAGCUAACCUGGCGAGUGCCCAGCCCUCAUAAUGGAGCCACACGGCAGGGAAUAGGUGGCCGGGGGUCGGUGCUGAUACUCGGCGGUGGCGGAGCUGGUGGUGGAUAACUGUCGCUCCAGUGAUGGGGAGGUUGAAGGUCUGACGGACGAGUACUCAGGGCUGGAGAUGCUCAGCAUGGUGAACGUCGGCCUCACCUCGCUCUCCAAACUGCCCUCACUGCCCAAACUACGUAAGCUGGAGGUGAGUGAUAACACCAUCUCAGGAGGUCUGGACACGUUGGCAGAGAAGUGUCCCAACCUGACCUACCUGAACCUGAGCGGGAACAAGAUCAAAGAGCUGAGCAGCAUCGAGGUUCUGCAGAACCUGAAGAACCUGAAGAGUCUGGACCUGUACAGCUGUGAGGUGACCACGCUGGACGACUACAGAGAGAGCAUCUUCGAGCUGCUGCCUCAGCUCACGUACCUGGACGGAUACGACCAGGAGGACAACGAGGUCCCCGACUCCGAGGACGACAACGAUGAGGAUGAUGAGGCCGGGCCACCUGGAGACGACGAUGAUGACGACGACGACGAUGAUGAUGACGAGGAGGAGGACGAGGACGGCUCUGAAGGGGACGAGGUCGGCCUGUCGUACCUGAUGAAGGAGGGGAUCCAGGAUGAAGAAGAUGAUGGAGACUAUGUUGAAGAGGAGGAGGAGGAUGAGGAGGAAGAGGAAGAUGGAGAUGAGGAUGGAGCUGGCGUUCGGGGGGAGAAGAGGAAGAGGGAUGCAGAGGAUGAAGGUGACAAUGACGACGACGAAUAGAUAAACCACCUUCACACACUGUAACACCUGACCCCCCCCUCCCCCUUCCUCCUCUGGUGACCUCCGACCUCUGACCCCGCCGGGCGUCGCCCCUGGGCCGCAGACAGACAGAGACACAGCAGUGAGACCAGGUCCAGGAUCAGUCCUCCACAACACCACUGAUGAUGUCAUCACCAACCUGGUAACAUGUGAUCAAUACUCAGCCGAUAUAAGCCGAUGCUGAGAGCUGAUUGGUCCAGGUGUAGCGGUGAUGAGGCUGCAGGUGUGAGCUCCAUGAUGUCACCACAUGAUGAGAAACGAGUUUGAGACGUGUGUUUGAUCUGUUCAUUGAUCCUCGAUUGGAUCUCAUCAUGUUUCUGAUCUCGUAUGUAUUGAUGUCUGGGAUGAGGUCAGAUACAAACCUGUGGAUUUAACAUCACUGAAGCUUCACCUGCAGCAGAUCAGUGACAGGUAGUAACAGAUGUUUCCUCUCCUGGGUUUGAUGUUUCCAGAUGUUUGUUUUCUGAACCUGAACUUCAGGUAGAAAAAUUUCUACUUUUUUCCAUUAAGUUUGUUCUGUGACUCUAAAUACUACAAUUCCCAUGAGCCUCAGCAGCUGUUGCUAGGGGAGAGUCUGCAGCUCUCUGAUUGGAUCACUUUUACAGCUGUUCAUAUUUUUUUUGUUGGUUGUUUUUUUUUUACAAAAAUGACUGUUACAGCAUGAGCUCUUAGUUUUUGCCUUGCCCCCCUCACCUGUCACCUGUCGGUCUGCGGCCCUUUGCUCGGGGCGGGCCCGGCUCCUCCCGGUCUCUCCGGUCCUGUGGAUCCUGGUCUGUGUGGGUCCUGACUGUGGUCUGUGUAAAUAGAAGUGAACUGGUCUGUGUAGGUCUUCGUGGUGUCGUGUUGAGUUGAGACGUGAAGCUGACGGACGCUCGUCCUCAGUGGAUUUUAUUUUUUUAUUCCUGUCUCUGAUCGUGUUGCUGUGUCGUGUUUUUGAAUAAAAACAACUGAAUUCUG
Molecule: messenger RNA, 1804 nt
Organism: Seriola dumerili (greater amberjack)
Lineage: Eukaryota; Metazoa; Chordata; Actinopteri; Carangiformes; Carangidae
Product: acidic leucine-rich nuclear phosphoprotein 32 family member E-like
Exons: 7
Coding region: 173-808 (211 amino acids)
Biological process (GO): regulation of apoptotic process
Cellular component (GO): nucleus
Molecular function (GO): phosphatase inhibitor activity; histone binding
Source: RefSeq, a predicted model, not a curated record